Molecule: messenger RNA, 552 nt
Organism: Cladophialophora carrionii CBS 160.54
Lineage: Eukaryota; Fungi; Ascomycota; Eurotiomycetes; Chaetothyriales; Herpotrichiellaceae
Exons: 1
Coding region: 1-552 (183 amino acids)
Source: RefSeq, a predicted model, not a curated record
AUGAAAGUCGUCGUCGAACCCUACAACCCCGCCUGGGCAACGCAAUUCCAGGAGCUUAAGUCCGAGCUCGAAGAGAUCCUCCGCGGGGUCACGUACAUCAGCAUAGAGCACGUCGGGAGCACAUCCGUCCCCGGGCUCGCAGCGAAACCCACCAUCGACCUCUCGGUUAUCGGCGAGCCGCAGGACAUCCCCGCUGCUAUUGAAUCCUUGACGACCAAAGGCGGGUAUAACUACAUGGGCGAGAUGGGCAUCCCGGACAGGCAUGCAUUUCGGAAACCGGGGGUGGCUCCGACGAGGAAUCUAUACGUCUCCGUCAAGGGUUGUCAGAGCAUCAGGAAUCAGCUUGGUGUCAGAGAUCUUUGUCGAAGCGAUCCGAUCGUGAGAGAUGCUUAUGGGAGGAGGAAGUUGGAGCUAAGCCGGCAGGAGUGGAAAAAUGUCGACGAAUACUGCGAAGCCAAAAACGACAUCAUCGCCUGGAUGCUGGAGAAGGCGGGAUUGGGUGAGGAGGAAAGAGAGGAGAUCAGACAGUUGAACAAGGUGACCGAGACGUAG